AUGGCUGAUUUGAAAGGACAGGGGUCGCCCGGUCACUCGGGCCGUGUCCAAACAGACGGUACUGAACCCGGUGGCCAGGAACCUAUAGUACAUACCAAUAACCACGACUACUCCUACCUGUUGUAUGAACAAGACCCGGAUUUGAUUGUGGAGGUUGACAUCCCCCUUGAUGACGAACCCGUCAUAAAUGGUCACUCUACCAGCAGAUCGAACAGGUCAAACACAGUGGGUAGUCGUUUUAACAGCAACACUUCAUCUCGGAUAAAGAAACAUUCAGCAGUGAAAACGAGAGGACGUCCUAUUAAAUCACACGAGAUGGAACCAUUCUUAAGUGUGGAUAACCUGCCACCCGAGAAACAGGCAUCCCAGACAGUGAAUUCUGGGAAUUCCAAGACUCGUCGUAAAAUCAGAUCCUCUCCUGGUGCGGGAAAUCGUUCUUCCUUAUCUGGCCGUUCACCGUAUGGCUCUCCAGCCUUCUUUCUGAGACCCAGUGGGGACGUAGGUAUACCUAACAGAGCACCUGGCAAGAGGGGAGGCAAAGUGAGGAAUGGUAGAAUAACUCCUGCGUCAUCUGUAUUUAUCUCUCCAGAGGAUUCAGCAAAGAAAAUCAAUCACUGCAUUAAGAACCCAUUUAAACAUUCAAUCAACUACACAACGGAUGACUUAAAUAUUGAGAAAGGAAGGACACCUGAACGUUGUAAAACACCAUCUGGCGAAAUGAAACAGAGAACCACCUUUGCCACUUUCCAAAUGGGAAAAGUUCUGGCAAAGAACAACAAUGAAAGUUCAAACAAGAAACAAGGAAAGUUGCUGAAGGGAAAUCAUUCACGUCCAAGCUCUGAGCAGUCCAGCAGAUUGCAGCCUUUGAAGCCAGUAGCCUUAGGCAGUGGUCCUACUAUCAAACAGUGUCGUGGCAUUGUGGCAGAGACAAAGAGUUACGGUGCACCACCUAAUCGCACACUUGCCCGUCGCCGGGAGAUUGUACAACAAAUACCUAACAUUCAUGAAUACCUUUAUGAGCGCCCACAUACGGUGGAGAGUAUCCAUCGCACAUCAGAGGCAUCUAGUGUGGACGAAAAUCGGGAUAACAAUGUGAAGGUGGACUUCUCCGACCUUGACCUGGCAGACAGACUAGACAAGUCAACCCCUACACCCACUGACCGUGAUGUACCGAUGGUGCCCCCUGUCAGUGCUGCAUCCAUUGAACGUCGCAAACAAGGAAACAUGUCACCAGACCCGCGAGUGUUUGCCACAGAAAUCAGUACUGGGAGAACUAUUCCUGAAAUACCUGAUGACAUACAAGCUGAAGAAUUUCACAAUAAACUGAAUUUACAGGAUAGUUCUAGAAACGCCAUAACUGGAGAUCCACGCGAGAAACACAGCGAAACAGACAGUAAAACUCACAACAGUCCAAUCCUGUCCAGACCACAAACAGCUGUUAGUGGACAGUCUGGUCAGUCUCCUACUGCUGAUAGUCAGUCAAGACCACAUACUGCUGGUCAGUUACAAUCGAGGCCUCACACUGCCAGUAAGUCUGUGCGCUUUGCUGAGGAUCCCACCGUCAACAGAAGGAAGGAGAGAUCAGGGAGAGAAACUUGUAAACCUAGUGACAUUGGUAAUGCUGACAAGAGGGAGGAUGACCCAGAUAACAACAAUGGACCUAGUAGUGGGGACAAAGGUCUGAGGUCAGGUCAAGGUGAAAUCAGGUUAAUAUCAGCUGGAAGUGCAGGACAAAAUACAACAGAAAGUAACAAACGAGCCUCUUCAUCAAAGAGUGACAAUCAUGGAAAACAACAAAGUUUGAAAAGUGAUAAAGCAGUGAAUAAAGAGAAAACAAAUGUAAAGCAAGCAGUGUGUUCUAGAUACGAAAGGGGUAAAGAUUCGAGGACAGCUUCCACCCUUCAGGUGCAGGCGGUGGGACAUGGAGGGCAGGUUCAUACACUGAUCUGUCCAGAGAGUCCUACUAGUAGAAGUAGGUCACCAAGUCCUCAGAGAAAAGGUCAUAGGUCACCUAGUCCGCAGCGAAAAGGUCCAGACUCACUAAUGACAAAUCAGAAGAACAAACAGCAAUCGAAACACGACAAGAGUAACCGACUAGUUAGGCCAUCUUCUGCCAACCUGUCCACGAGGCAGCAAACUUCGUCUAGGCCAAAAACUUCCACCAAUGCAAAAGUUUCUUUCGAAGACAGCCAACCACAACACAAGUCAAUAUUUGUAGAAAAGGAGGAUGGUGAUGAGUUAUAUGUAGGAAUCCAGGAGGAUCGAGUGCUCACGUUUGAGGACAUUGAAGCAGAGUUGAGGGCACUUCAAGAAGACAUCCAGGAAAGACGUGUCACAGAGGAGCAAUGGGAUGUACUGCAGGACAGCAGCAGUGAGGAUGACAGUGACGUCAGCACAGUUGUGGAGGUCGACCAGUCAGGUCAUGGUUUACUGAAUCAGACCGAGGAGGAUCUGUUGACAGACAACCAGCAGGACUGUUGGGGUGAUUACUCAGGACUACUAGAUAUCUACAGAAGAAAGUGUAUGGAGGCUAGUGAGAACUGUGGGGAAAUUAGCAACAAAUUGACCACUCCUCGUAGGCCAAAGGUCAAACAACGCAGGUCUGGAAGGGAGUCGGUCAGUAGUAACGUUAUAAAACGUAAAGGGAGUUAUCAGUCUGUGUCCACACUGGACAGUGGUAAAGGUGAAAGUGUGCUCGGAUUGUCUCAUGCCACGUCCAAUCUUACUCUGGACAGUGGCUUCAGUUUAGGUGAUAGUGAAGUCAGUGAUCAGUCACGACUAAACAAAGUGACACCGGUGCAGGAUUCCUGUGUAACAGGUGGAAAAGAAGUGUCUGGUUCAGGGGAUUCAUGUGUGACGGAACAGAGUACCGUGCCUCCAUUGGAGUUGCACUCACAGGUGGUGACGGAGCCACAGGAAACAAAGCUAGUGGUGGAGGAUGUGGACGAAGACAGGACAAUCGUGGACACUAAGGCACUGCUGGAGAUUGUGUGUGAUGAACUGCUUACACAUCAGGAGAAACUGAAGCAAGAUGCAGAAAUGCCUUUAAUACCAAAAGUUGAGCCUUUGCCUCCUAAGGAAGACUUGAAGGUCAUAGCCGAGGUGAAGACAUUGAACAAACAAAAGAAGAAGAAACAGCCACGGAGUGGUCCUAUAGCCCCUUUUGCCCCGGUAUGUUUUGAGAUCAAUGCCAGACCACCUAAGGGCUACCUGUAUUACUUUGCCUAUGGGACUGAGAUGAGCCUAUCCAGACUGACCACCUAUAUAAAGAGAGAGCCACAACGUUACUGGGGUCUACUGUUUGGGUUCCAGCUGGUGUUCAAUAAAAAAGGUGCUGACUUAGAGGCAGGAGGGUUUGCAAACAUUGAGUUUAACCCUUACUCCUCUGUUGAGGGUUGUGUCUACCCAAUCACACAAGAUGAGCUGCUUCUGCUGGACAAGUAUGUUGGUUAUCCUCAGCACUACGAACACCUUGUGACACCCCUGUGGCUUAUGAACUCUAAUGAGGACCCAAAUGAGUAUGGUGUGGCCCAGUACUGCGUACCUGCUCUCACUUUCAUUGCCCAGGACAGAUGGAUAGAAAAAGAAGAAAAGCUGGAUUUUAGUGGUUCCCUUUCUGAGUGUAUUAGAAGUUCAGAUAUGGUCACUCCUGGCUAUCAUGAUCACUUGGCAAACCUGGCCACAGUGACCAGUGGCAGAGAGCAACUUGCAGCAGCAUAGUUACAAUUCACCAGAGUUACCAGUGGCAGGAAGCAGUUCAGAGCAGCAUAGUUACAAUUCACUAGAGUUACAAGUGGCAGAGAGCAACUUGCAGCAGCAUAGUUA
Ylistrum balloti is the source of this 3825-nucleotide messenger RNA. RefSeq lists its product as uncharacterized. Lineage: Eukaryota; Metazoa; Mollusca; Bivalvia; Pectinida; Pectinidae. The transcript is spliced from 19 exons. The record is from RefSeq and is a predicted model, not a curated record. The coding region runs from base 1 to 3720 and encodes 1239 amino acids.